Messenger RNA from Capronia coronata CBS 617.96, 1764 nucleotides. RefSeq lists its product as uncharacterized. Bases 1 to 1764 code for a protein of 587 amino acids. The transcript has a single exon. The record is from RefSeq and is a predicted model, not a curated record. NCBI's taxonomy places the organism in Eukaryota, Fungi, Ascomycota, Eurotiomycetes, Chaetothyriales, Herpotrichiellaceae.
AUGGGUCUCACCAAACCUUGCAACUCAACCGGGCUUUCACUCGAGUUCGACGAGGCUCGCCAUCACCAUUCGCCCGGCGACGUGAUCAGCGGACGAGUCAACCUCUCAACGGCGAGCGAGACAGCCAUCGGCAAUGUGGCCGUCUCCUUCUGGGGCCGGGCCAAGUCUCGCAUCAUCCAACAACACGGACAGUCGGCUACCACGCACCGCGGGCGGACCCAGUACUUCCACCAGCAGAAGACGCUUUAUGAAGGGCAGUAUACUCACAAAGCGGGGUUCUUCAGCUGGCCGUUUGAAUUCGUGGUCCCCGAUCGCGCCGACCCGGUCUGUAUCCGCUGCAGUGACAAAUGGAAGCCCAAAGAGCAUUACCGGUCGACGCAGGACCUGGAUCUCAACCUGACGCUGCCCGCGACCAUGUUCCAUAAGAGGUACACGUUCGGUCGCCAAGCCGAUUGUUUCAUCGAAUACGUUCUCGAAGCCGUCGUCACGGAACCUGAGGGCCUGCAUACCAUCCGCAAACCUCAGACGAAAGUCUCCAAGUAUCCCGUCGUCUUCCAUCCGCUGUCCACGCCCAAACCCAUCCAAGACUACAGAUUCACAGAGGAGACUCGAUACCUCACCAUCUCUACAUUGAAACUGCUCCCCGAGUACAAGGAAACCGGUCUGGGAAUGCGAGAUCUCGCACGGUCCAUUUUCCAGAAGGACUCCCUCCCACGCUUCUCGUUCUGGGUGAUGGUCGAGGCACCGACUCUGAUCCAACUGUUCCAUCCCGAGAACAUUCCUUUCCGAAUCAGAGCAACACCGGACACCAAGCCUGGGCGGACAACCGUCGACCAUUCAACUGGGUUUCCCGAGGUCGUCUUGAAAUCGGCCAAGAUCGAACUUAAGGCUUUCGUCCGCUGCCGCGCCCCCGGAACAUACUCAGACAACAAGACCUACGACAUUCCCCUACUGGCCCAUCGCGUACUCAAUGAACCGCUGCAGCUGACACACGGAUCCACAACUGCGGCAGAAGCAACAGUCGACCUAGGCCGGCUGUGCAACCUACGCCUUGGCAACGCGAAACUCGGCUCCCGUCUAGAAGGACCAUUGUGUCCCAGUUUCACCGGGUACAAUGUGUCGCGCACGUACUUGCUGACAUGGGAACUGGAGGUUGAAUGUGCCGACAAGACGGAAAAGAUAUAUUCCUCGUACAACACGCCUGAAUGUACGGUCAUCAUGCAACCCGCUACUACCCAUCUAUCUUACUCAGGCUUCGAUCAGGCCGAAGGUACAGAGAUGACACGCGUGACGUCGGGCCAAAGUACCGGGUCAGGGUCGAGACUGGGGUGGUGGUCCUCGCGCAGACGGUCUGGCGAGCCCACCACGAACGGCGCCAACGUAGAAAUGAAGAAGGAAAAACCGACGUUUGGUGCUUUUGACAGAACACCUGGAACGAAAGAUUCUCAGCAAAAGAAGAACAAGCAAGAGAAGGUCUUGACGAAGGAGGAAGAAGCUGCUCAAGACCGCGCAUGCCGGAUCAAGGAACAGGAGUCUGAUGAAGAGGUGGAAAAUGAUGGACAGGAACAGCAACAGCAACAGUUCUAUCCUGACACUGACACUGACACCGGCACCGACGUGGAGGAUUGCAUCUUCACUGACGCUACCACCCUUGGGCUUCACGGAGAGCAGGCGCCUCAGCCACCACCUUCAUCAUCGCCGCCACACACGACGAUCAUCACGGACAUUGAGGCCGAUCUUCCACCGCCGAGAUACGUCCCUUGA